CAAGACGAGUGCCGGCCACGAGCAGCCACGAGCAAAAUGGCAGCCUCCAGCGGGCAUAGCCGCACACGCAACAAAGACAAAUCUAAGGAGUCUGUGAAGCCCGUCUUACGCGGGGAUGACAAAAUACAAGCCCUUAAGCACUUUGACACGUUCUAUGGACAGGCACCACCAGGUUUGGUCCAGGAAGAAAAAGAGCAUCCCGAAGACUGCAUUCCUGAUCUUCCAGAGAAUAAGGGGGCAAGACAGUUCCUGGCGAAAGCUCCGACGAAGGGAUUAUGGAUGCCUCUUGGUAAAGAGGUCAAAGUUAUGAAAUGUUGGAGGUGUAAAGCCUAUGGACAUCGCACAGGCGAUAGAGAAUGCCCCCUGUUUCUCUCGGGAAAUACUGCCAGUGAAGGCUUCCGAUUUAUACAUGAAGAUCCUAUGCACGGAUAUGUGAAAGAAAGAAAGAGUACCAGCAAAGAGGAGCGAAUUCAACAGCUCCGAGCCCUUCUCGAUGAGUCCACGGACUCUGAUAGUUCCCGUUCGAGUUCCAGCAGUUGUAGUACAAAAGAGUCCGAAAAAACAUCGAGGAAACGGCGUCACAAGCACACAAAGCGCAAGUCAAAGAAGCAGAAAAGUCAUCAUCACAAAUCAAAGAAAAAGAAGAACAGUGAAAAGUGAGCUUUACCAUGUGCUGAGUGAGAGGUGUAUGAAUUGGUAAUAUCUUGUGCACUAAUUUCUCUGUGUACUCAUUAUGUGCAAGAGGCAGCCAAUAAACAGUGUUCUGUGUG
Molecule: messenger RNA, 770 nt
Organism: Ornithodoros turicata
Lineage: Eukaryota; Metazoa; Arthropoda; Arachnida; Ixodida; Argasidae
Product: retinitis pigmentosa 9 protein-like
Exons: 5
Coding region: 37-660 (207 amino acids)
Biological process (GO): RNA splicing
Source: RefSeq, a predicted model, not a curated record